Molecule: messenger RNA, 4998 nt
Organism: Mya arenaria
Lineage: Eukaryota; Metazoa; Mollusca; Bivalvia; Myida; Myidae
Product: voltage-dependent calcium channel subunit alpha-2/delta-2-like
Exons: 38
Coding region: 26-3352 (1108 amino acids)
Cellular component (GO): voltage-gated calcium channel complex
Molecular function (GO): voltage-gated calcium channel activity
Source: RefSeq, a predicted model, not a curated record
GCUGUCAGCAGUCGAUGAAUCCAAAAUGGCGAAACCUGGAUCGAAAGUUUAUUUCACCGUUUGUUUUAUUGUGUUUUACAGCCACUGUGUGCUUACAGAUUUUCCAUCCAGGAUUGAAAUGGAGCACUGGUCUGACCUGUUAAGAAGGGAGCUAUAUGACUUGUUUGAUGGUGCUACAGGCUACAACACCAUUCCAAGGGCAUAUAAUGAUGAGAGCAAAAUUGAUCGAAGCCCGUUUCAGCUGAACUUCCAGGAUGUGGACCCUGUGGCGAUUGUUGACAAAAUGGCUGUCUCUCUCAGCUCCAUGCUCGAAAACAAGAUGAAAGCCUUGAAGGAUUCUGUUGAAAAAGCUGAAAGAGCAGCCAAAGGGCAUGUCUGGAGUAAUGACAUCACUAAAGAGAAAUGCUUAAAGUCGAAGGAAAUCAAGCCAGAUGAUCCACGUCUUGUAUACAAUGAGCGAUUUAAACAGAUGAUAAUACCCAACAUGUCCAGCGUACACAUUCCUGUGGAAAUUUAUGAUGGAGAUAAGGAGAUCCUGAACGGCCUCAAGUGGUCAGCAGCUUUGGAUGAGGUGUUCUAUGAAAAUUACCAGAACGACCCUGAGAUUCUAUGGCAGUACUUUGGAAGUCAGUCCGGCUUUAUGAGGACUCUCCCAGCAAGUCGAUGGAAUACUGGUGAAGAGGUGGACCUUUAUGAUGUGCGCAGAAGACCUUGGUACACUCAGGGCUCCAGCUCACCUAAGGACAUGCUGAUUCUGAUUGAUACGAGUGGAAGUGUUCAAGGUCAGGCCCUGGAGUUGAUGAAGGUGGCCGUCAAGUCUCUACUUGACACCCUCGGAGAAAAUGAUUUUGUCAACAUUGUUCAGUUCAGUUCCGAAGCUAAGAGCGUUUCAAGCUGUUUUGGAGACAGAUUUGUACAAGCUAACUACAUGAAUAAAAAGAAACUGAUAGAAGAAGUUGAUAAUGUUCAGGCUAUUGGAAUGGCCGACUUUGGAGCUGGCUUUAGAUUUGCCUUUGAGCAGUUUGAUAAGCUGAAGAACCAGACUGCUGGAGAGAGAGGGGCGGAGUGUAACCGCAUGAUCAUGUUGUUGACAGAUGGGGGCACAGAUGAGGCACAAGAGGUCUUUGACAAGUACAAUCCAAAGAAGAAAAUGAAAUACCGAGUGUUUACCUAUGCGGUGGGGCCAACAGCCAAUCCAGUGUCAGCUAUCAAAAACAUAGCAUGUAGAAAUAGAGGAUAUUUUUCCCAAAUACCUGCGAUGGGAGCUGUGACUUCAAAAGUUCAGGAGUAUGUUGAUGUUAUAGCGCGGCCGCUCGCUUUACAAAGCGUCCAGGAGACAAUAUGGACGAGUAUUUACCCUGAUAUGUACAUCAGUCCGGACUUCCUGAAUUAUCCAGUUCGAGCAAUGGAGAUGUAUUCAAUUCCCCUAGAGCGGCAGUAUCAAUUUUCUAUAAAGCUGGAUCCCUGGGGUCUGGGUAUGAUGACAACAGUCACACUGCCAGUCUACAAUACAACACCAAGCACUGCUAACCAGACAAUCCUGGGUGUGAUGGGUAUUGACGUUACCAUCGAUUCCAUGCUCAAGAGAGCACCUCUCAGAAUGUUUGGACCGAAUGGGUACCCGUUUGCCGUCAACCCCAAUGGCUAUGUUGUAUUUCACCCGAAGCUGGACACAAUGACGUCUGAGAUGAAGGAGCCACCAAAUGUAGACAUACUGGAACUGGAGGUGGACACACCCAAAAUCAGACAGCUCCGAAGGAGGAUGAUAGACCGGGAGACGGACACGGUGGCCUUCGACACCUACACACUAUCCUUGGACAAGAGACAUGUAGACAAGGAGAAGGAUGACAGACAGAGGACAUACUCAUUCAGACCCAUUGACAACACCUCAUUCAGCCUGGGUGUGAGUAUUCCUAAGUACCAGCAACAUCAUCUGAACAUCAGUAUGAGUCAGGACAUUCAAGCAUUCAUCACCAGGAACCCAGAUUUGUUGAACAUGACUGGUGCUGCAUUGCUGAUUGCUGACUGGGAUUACUACACAAACUUCACAGUCAGUGAAAACCUGACUGGGACCGUGUUGGACCUGCUUACUGCACUAGAGGAUAGUCAGACCGAAUGGGACCGUGAGUUGAUCAACCAUCUGUUGUUUGAUCUUAAUAUGACUACAUACAUACGGGACUUCUGGUCCGUCACAAACUUAGAUUUUGUGGGAGCCUUCCUCAGUACAAUGGGAGGACUGACUGCUGUCUAUCCUAAAAGCGAUGAGUUACUCGAGCUGUUUAUGAAAGAGCGUGAUACAUGGAAGGCAAACUACUUCAAGCGAGCCAUUGACACCGACUCCCUCAUGUUUAGUGCCCCAUAUAUACUGGUUCCGAAGAAGGAUGGUAAUGACUCUGUGGGCAAUGUGAUGAUCUCCAAGUCUGUCAGUAUCAACAACAGUGACCUCAACUCUAAACUACAGGGACAGAAACUCAACUACAAGGCAGCAGUGUAUGGCGUGGUAUUCAGCCACCAGACUGUACUGGAGGGUCUGAAGAAGCGUGUGCAGGUGUGUGUGCAGUCAGAUGUGACUGCGUGCCACCUGCUGGAUGAUGGAGCCUUCCUAGUGGCCACCAACCAACACAACUUCAACACCAGUGUUGGAAUGUUCUUUGGGAAGGUGGAUCCAGAGGUGAUGAGUAUGCUGUACAACGAGUCCUUCUUCAGCAGACUGGAUCAGUAUGAGUUUGGGACGUCAUGUAAACUCCCCAAUGACUCUACUACAAGUACAGGGACACUAGCCUUCAGAAUCCCUUCUCUGAAUCUCCUUUAUGAGUUCCUGACAUUUAACUGGUGGUCAAGUGUUGUUACAUGGACAUGGUCCAACUUUAAUGUGUAUAGUUUGCUCAAUCCAUCUCCAGCAGCAGUUGUGGAGGCGAGCAGCGAUGAUGAUGAAGAGCCAUGUUCAAAGAAGCAGGCGCAGUAUUACUACAGUGAUGAUACAUGGAUGUCCGGGCGUACAUGGGAAUGUGAUGUCAGAGGGCUCAACUGUUCUAGGGAGUAUAUAGUUCAUCGAGUACUGGAUACGAACCUGCUUCUGGUGGUUACGGAGGUGAUGAAGGACGACUGUAAGGUCUGCAGGACCCAGGUGGAGCCUGACCUUGUUAUACAGGAGCUUGACAAAAUCACAACUAUGGAAGCGAAUGAGGAGUUUUGCAGUUUAAAGCCGCGGUACAGGAAACGUAUCACAGAUUGUUACGACCAUGAUCCAAGGGAGGAUGCAACAAAGUGUGGAGGAUCGCUGACUCAUCCAGUGUCCUACAUCCUGACCUUUGUAGUCGUCAUAGUGACCAGCAUUAUUGUCAACCGAUGACUCCUCCCACAGCUGCCUGAUUGAUUGAUUACUUUGAAAGCCAGUUGGAGAGUGGAGGGUGAAACAUGUAGCAAAGUGGAUAGCUUCCUCACACACUGUCAAACCAUUCCCGGAAUGAUCAAUUCCUUGUCAAUUAUAAGCUAACUCCUUUGUGCUUUUCCUUGAUUUGUUGAGUCUCUAUAAGGACAAAAACAUAUACCUGUCAUAAGCCUGUCAGAUCCUGGUGAAGCAUGUAAAUAAAGUGAAGCUUUAAAGUAUGCAAUAAAAAGAAUUUGCUUGUAAAAUAAACUUCUUGAUUAAAACAUAUAUUAAAAAAAACAAAGCCUAAGACAGCUGAAUCAGCAAUUUUCAGUGGUAACCAGCUUGAUUUAUUUUUACAGUUCUUUUAUUUGGGAUGAAAGAUAUACAUGUACAUGUUUUCCAUAUAUUAAACACAUGAUUUUAUGAUUGAUUUGUAAGAUGAUAGGGAGUGAAUACUGUGAUAAAACCCCUUUAAUUUGUUUGAAAUUCAUCAUUUGUAAGUAGAAUUGUUAACUUGUUCUGGUUGAAUAUUCUUUAAUAGUUUUUCCAUUUUCGGUGUUGUGACAUUGCUAUGUAAUUGUGUUGAUAUCAUCUGUUACUGCUACAUGUAGUUGUGCUCAAGUGUUAGACAUUGAAGUAUUUAUGUACAAUAGUACAAUUAGAGUAAAGCAAAGGGGCACUGUGGACACUUUGUAUGCAGAAUUUGUGCUAGAGCCACAUUCUUGUUGCAGAUCUACUUCAUGUCCCAAAAAGGAAAUGUUUUUCAGUAGUGUUACCCUCAAAUUGUAAUGCUGAUUUUGAAUGAAAAUGUACUUUGCAUUUUUUAUGAUCAGUUUGUUGAGGGAUGAUUAUCAAUCAUUUGUUGACUCCAUGAUAUCUUGAUCACUAUAAGGCAGAAACAUACUUGUAGAAGACAUCAAUUGGGUAAAUACAAACACUCUAUAGACGCUGUCGUAUACAUACAGGUACUUUAAAUUUAAUUAAGCAUAACUUAUUUUAUGGAAAUACAUUGUACAGCACAUCUAUCAUGUAUGAUAAGUAUUGAGGAGAUAUUUAAAAUGUAAUACCUCUCCCCUAGAAUUUUUGUUUAAUUAACUACAUUGUACAUGUAUAACAUUUUACAUACAAAUUUUAAAGAAACUUAUCCUUACCAUAAAGGGGAUUUGUAUAAAUAUUAAUUGUUUACAUUGGCAUGAUCAAGGAAGCCAUGGUAACGUUUGGUUUAUUUCUCAGUUUGCUGUGCAAUAGUUGGUAUAUUAUGUGAUUAAUCAAGAUUUAUAUGUGUAUAUUUGUAUUUUAUAUAAAAUCAAAGUUUUUAUGUUUGUAUAAAAGUUUAUUGUUUGUUACCUUUAUCUACAAAUGUUCCCCCUCUAUCUGAGUGUUGUGUGAUAUCUGUUUGAUUAUUGGAGGACCAACACUCGGUAACAAAUUCCUUGUUGAACCAUGUAUGUUUUAACUCAUUUUUGUUACUGGAAAAGUCAGAUUCAAAUGCAAUAAGAGUGAUUUUGAAUGUUAAAAGGCUAUCAGAGUAAGGAUUUGUCUUUUAUAAAAAAAACAUGCAUGAAUACUAUCAAAAUAUUACAAAUACUUUAACCCUGUGGAAUGAAAUAAAGACUUAUUUUCCA